AUGAAGGCCACCGGUAUCAUCUCGGUUGCCACCUUGGCUACCGCGGCCUCUGCCGCCCCUCUGCUCGGCAGCGUCCUCGACACCGUCGAGGGCGUUGUCGGCGGUCUCCCCAUCCUCGGUGACAUCCUCGACCGUGUCCCCGUCACGGACCUCCUCGACGGCAUCUUCGCCCGCCUGCCUGCUGACCAACUUGUCGACAGCCUGCCCGCCCAAGACAUUAUCCAGCAGCUUCCUAUUGGCGAGAUUGUCCAGCAGUUGCCUCUGCAGAACAUCAUCGACACCGUCAACUCGGGCGUCGGCAGCGUGGCUGACAUCCUCCCCGUCAAGCGUGACUACGUCGGCAACGCCGUCUCAGGCGUCCCUCUGGUCGGCAGCAUCCUCGACUCGCUCGAUGUCACCGACCUGCUUGACGGCGUCCUCGAAAUCCUUCCCGUCGAGGGCAUUGCCCAGCGCCUGCCCGCUCAGGACAUCAUUGACAGCCUUCCGGCUGAGGACAUCAUCGCCCGCCUUCCCGUCAACGAUGUGGUUGCGAACCUCAAGGUAGCCGCCAAGGCCGAUGUCAACGUCAACAAGCGCGCCGCCGUCGACCUUCCCGUCGAGCUCCCUCUCGUCAAGGCCAUCCUCGACCGUAUCCCUGUCGCUGACCUCCUGAACGGUGUCGUUUCCCGUGUCCCUGCCAAGACCAUUGCCGCCCAGCUCCCUGUCAAGGAAGUUGUUGCCCACCUCCCUGCUGCCGACAUUGUCAAGGCUCUGCCUGUUGCCAACAAGGUUGCCAGCCGCGACGUCCAGCAGCUCAACGUCGUCACCGUCCUCGAGCAGACUGUUGUCAAGGUCAAGGAGCACACCAAGGUCAUCAACGUCACCCUCGAGAAGGUCGACAGCGAUGCCACCAACGUCAACGACGCCAGCAAAAUCAUCUACGAGCAGGUUUCCCAGCUCAAGGUUGUCCUCGUCGACACUGUCAAGGUUGUCACCAACGAUGCUGCCUUCCCUCUUGUCAAGGUCGAGGUCGAUGAUCUUAUUGAGGUCGUCAAGACUCUCGUCGAGGAGAUCGUGGCUACCGUCCUCAACCUGGUCAAGGCCCUUGGUCUCCGCACCAAGAUUGUUACCCUCCUCCACGAGAUUUUCGCCCUGCUGGCCGACCUCCUCAGCCUCCUGGUCGACAUCACCUCUGACCUCGUCCCCAGCGUUGUCGACAUCCUGGACACCUUCCUCAGUGGCCUCAAAGACGGCGUUCUGGUCCCUGUUGCCACCCCUCUCAUUGCCUUCACCGUUGGCCUUGUCCAGUAA
Messenger RNA from Emericellopsis cladophorae, 1290 nucleotides. RefSeq lists its product as uncharacterized. Lineage: Eukaryota; Fungi; Ascomycota; Sordariomycetes; Hypocreales; Bionectriaceae. The coding region runs from base 1 to 1290 and encodes 429 amino acids. The record is from RefSeq and is a predicted model, not a curated record. The transcript has a single exon.